GCGGCGGCUCCUGUGGAGGGGACGGGCCGCGGCGGCUCCUGUGGAGGGGACGGGCCGCGGGCUCCGAGCGCCGCUGUCACCAACACGGAUCCCCGCGGAGCUGUGAGGGGAUAGCCCCUCUCCUCUGGUCCCUUCCCCUCGGGGCGGGCGGCCUCGGGCCGCUGGUCGGGGAGCACCGAGGUAGGCGAGCGCCCCGAUGCCGGCAGCUCUCGGCGAGCCGGGGCUCCCUCGUUCGGGGUCCUCGGGGUGGCCAAAUCCAUGCUUAUAUUUGGAAGUUCAGUAUUUCCUUCCUCCUCUUUUUCUACCUCCCCCCCCUUUUUCUAUGUGCCUUAUUUCAGUACCUUUAAAAGUACCUUUGCAAGCAUUUAAAAGCGUUUUAACAUUAACUAUUAUCUUAGCCAUAUAUGGGGUACUAAUGGAGUAUAGCAUGUGGACCCGCUCUAAAAGUGCUGCUGGUGAAGGCCUGCUUGCCGACUUACAGUCGUUACAGAAUCGGCUGAGGAGAACUGAAAGAAACCUACAGACUGUAGAGGAAGAGCUUUCCAGCACUAGUACAAGCAAACAUUAUGGCCACUGCUUUGAUGAGGCUGUAGACCUCACUCUGAAGGACCUUGUUCAGCCUAAUUGCAACUACCAAGGCUUUUCCAACUGCAAGAAUAAUGCUGGUAAAACAUUUUGCCACGAUUUGCAAAGAAAAUCUGAAACUUAUUCGGUAUCCACAGCGUCUGAUAAAACUGUGGAACAAAAUGAACGUCUUAAGGAGAAGCUGGAUGCCCUUUGUGAGCAAAAUGCAUCUUUGGCUUCUCAGAACCAGUACCUAAAGAACAGAGUGGAAACAAUGAACUUGGAAUUGAUUCAGUCAAAAACAAGAAUUUCUUACCUUGAAUCGACUUUAGGUACCCAUUUAGUCAGCAUUUCAAAGUUAAAAGAACAGAUUGUAAACUUGGAAGCAGAAGUUUCGGCUCAAGAUAAAAUUCUGAGAGGUACAGAAGAUAAACUAGAUCAAAGCCGGAAAACAGGAAUGGAAAGAGAAAAGAUGUUGCAAAGAUACAAAAAGGACUAUAAAAAUCUGAAAAUGGAGUUAAUUGAACGAAGCAAGCAAGGAAAGAGAGCAGAACAGCAAAGAAAUGAAGCUUUGUUGAACGCAGAGGAGCUGACAAGAGCUUUCAAAAAGUAUAAAGAGAAAAUAAUUGGAAAAUUAGAAAAGGUUAAAGCUGAAGAAGUAGUCGUGGGAAAACGUUUAAUUAAUUGUGAAAAAGAAAAAGAGAAGUUGAGUGAAAAGUGUGUCAGCUACAGAAAGGAUCUAGACAUCCUAGAAGAGCAAGUAAGGCAGUUAAAGGAAGAGAAUCGUAGUGCAAAAGAAGAAAUUAAGACUCUGGAGGCAAAGAACACUGAAAUGUUAUCAAUGCUGACUCAGUCUGAUCAGAAGAUCAUUGAGCUUGAGAGUGAACUUAGUGACAAAAAAAUAGUACUUAAAGAGAAAAAUGCUCUAAUAAGUGAAAACGCAGAGCUGAGAGCACUUAACGCACAGCAACAUAACCGCUUGAAAUUAUGCCAUCAAGAAAUUGAGGAAUCAAGGGAAGAGCUCCACAUAUUAGAAACCAUUAUUUUCCAGUUGUCUCUAAGUACAUCUGAAGAGUUUAAAUGGCACCACUUGAAACACCAGCUAUUCAGUUCCUCAACAAAAGAAGCUCUCUCUGAAUCUUGUUGUGAAUCAAAUAAAGCUUUGACUGCAGACCUAAGUAGUGUUAAACUGGCAAUGAAAGAAGCAGAAAUUCAAAAGCCUCAUGCAAACUUAACUAUCUGUAACGGAGCUGAGCAUCUUUCUAAUGAUAAUGAAGGCCAAGGAAAUAGCAGGUUAUGUGGCCUGGAAACAGAGCCUGUCAAAUUGAUCAGAAGUCAAGAAGAGAGGAGAAAAUGUCAACAGUUGGAACUCAUCAGCAAGGAAUUUGAAAAGGAGAGGCGAAGAUUCCAGAAAGAGGUAGAAGAGUUACAUGCUAAACUAACAAAAGCAGAUGAUGAGAAUUCUUCUUUGAAGACCAGCAUGGCUCAGAGGGCCAGUCAUUUUCAAAUCAUACAGGAAGACCUACUGAAGAAGGCUUCAAAAACUAGUAGCUUAGAGAGAGAAAUAACAAAGAAAUCUUCUCAACUUUCUGCACUUGAGAAACAGCUGGAAGAAAAGACUAUUGCUUAUUCUGCUGCUGCAACAAGAAAUACUGAAUUGGAAGAGGAACUCAUGGGAAAAAACAGGCGCAUUCAUGAGUUGGAAACAACUAUCGGCAAAGAACAUGAACAAAUAACUUCUGCUUUUGAAAAAGCAAAGUUGGUUCACCUUGAGCAGCACAAAGAGAUGGAGAAACAGAUUGAAAAACUUCAAACACAGCUAGAGAAGAAACAUCAACAAUUUGUUGAACAAGAGAAAAUAAUAUCUAUUUUGCAACAAGAUGUUAUACAUAAACAGCAUCACAUUGAAUCGUUGGAUGGGCUGCUGAUAGAAAGCAGAGAGGAAAUGGAAAAUCAACAUGUUAAGAAAGAUCAAGGAUUGAAGAUGCUGAAAAGUCAGUUAACAGAAGAAAGAAUGAAAGUGAGACAACUUGAGUCAGCACUAGACGUAUGUAAGGAAGAAGUUGCACUGUAUUUGAGUCAGUCACAAGAAAAUAAGGAGAUCUUUGAAAAUCAGCUCAAAAAAAAGUCUGAAGAGGUUUGUUAUUUACAGAAAGAAAUAAAACUAAAAGAUCAGAAUAUUCAGGACACAAGUGAACAAAAUAUUCUUCUACAACAAACUUUGCAUCAUCAUCAGCAAAUGUUACAGCAAGAAACUAUUAGAAAUGGGGAGCUGGAAGAUAAUCAAAUUAAACUUGAAAAACAGGUAUCCAGUUUGGAACAAGAGCUUCAGAAGCAGAAAGCACGUGCAGAAGAUGAGCUGAGAAAGGUAGAGGAGAAACUUCGCCUAGCUGCUCAGGAAGCAGUUUUAAACAGACAGAAGGCAGAUGAACUUAAUAGUACAAUCAGACAAAUUAAACUAGAGAUGGAUCAGUGCAAGAAUGAACUUACUGGUAGGGAAAAAGAAGUAGUGCAAUUAAAACGAGAUGGUGAAGACAAAGCAAUGCAGAUAAAUCAGUUGGAUAUUACUUUGGAAGAAGCACGGUCAGAGCUCAAUGAAAAGGCAAAUGAGGUGCAAGAUUUAGAAGAUAAGCUGCUUCAAAGUGAGACUUGCCACAGGGAAGCCUUACAGAAAAUAGUAGAACUAGAAUCUGCAUUACAGAAUGCCCAUGGGGAAUUAAAAAUCACUUCAGCACAGCUUCAGGAAUUGCAAGAUGCAGUACAGAAUGCACAGUCCUCUCUGGAGGAGAAGCAUGUUGCUAUUAUGGAUCUAACAACUAAGCUCAGGUAUUGCAAGGGAGAAGUUGAAGAGAAAAACCAAGAACUCCUUGACAUGGACCAAGCAUUGAAAGAAAGGAACUGGGAACUGAAACAAAGAGCAGCUCAGAUUACACAGUUGGAUAUGACAGUUCGUGAACAUAGGGGAGAAAUGGAACAACAAAUAAUUCGAUUAGAGUGCAAGUUAGAGAAGUCAGAGUUAGAAAUUAAGGAAUGCAAUAAACAGAUUGAGAGCUUAGAGAAGAAACUCCAGCAUUCUAAAGAUGAGCUUCGUGAAAAAGAGUUUGAAUUGCUCCAGAGAGAUCAAGAAAUAAAUCAGCUGAAGAAAAAAAUUGAAAGAAAACAACAGAGCUUAGAAGCUCUUGAAAAGGUAAAAUGUUCCUUGGAUACAAAACACGUUAUCAAUUUUUAAUGCCAUUACCAUAACAGCCUGGAAGGAAUGAUACAGUGUCUCUUUAGAAUAAGUGCCAUUACUUCUCCCCAAGUGAUAGUAUUGUAUAUCCUGGUGUUCGCUGAAUCUUAAUCCCCUAAAGUUAAACCAGUUUAAUGAUUUAAAACUUACAAAUUUAAUGGCACACUCUUAAUUGCCUGCUUUGUGGAGAAAUUUGAAUGUUAAUUAUCUUUAAUAACCUGAUGUUCUGGCUAUGGACAUGGUCCUCCUCGAACUGAAACUAAACAAUAUGCUGUAUGAUGAGAGCUUCUUAUGACUUAGGUAUCUAUCUUGUGAAAAUAAUUGUGCCAAAAGAGCACUGAGGUCUAGAGUGCUAACGGGGACGUGCAGAAGGAUAUUUUUUUUUUUGGCAUAGUGAAUGGGAGCAUACAGAUAGAAUAGAGAAAGUAGUUAUUUUUGCUUUAUGAAUGAUACAAGUCUUUGGUUUGGAGCCCGAAUCAGUCACUACAAGUACAAAUGCAGUCUGAGAUAAACGAGCUUUCUGCAGAAGUAAGUUCAUUAAAAUGGUUGCCAGCCAUUUUAAAC
Phalacrocorax carbo (great cormorant) is the source of this 4357-nucleotide messenger RNA. The record is from RefSeq and is a predicted model, not a curated record. Lineage: Eukaryota; Metazoa; Chordata; Aves; Suliformes; Phalacrocoracidae.